Prorocentrum cordatum is the source of this 423-nucleotide messenger RNA. NCBI's taxonomy places the organism in Eukaryota, Dinophyceae, Prorocentrales, Prorocentraceae. The record is from the annotation of a GenBank genome assembly.
AUGGCGGAAGCAAUGCCGGGUCGCAAAGGUUCCGGGAUUGGCAUCAAGGAUGUGGAGCGACGAUGCCCGAUCUCGUGGUCUGGGCUUAGUCAUACAGUUUCGUUACGGGGUGGUAGGAGUAAGACAAUUGUGAGCAAGGUGUCUGGUCAUUGCGACCCAGGACAAAUGAUGGCCAUCAUGGGACCCUCGGGAUGCGGCAAAACCUCGUUGCUUGACCUCUUGGGCGGUCGUGUGGGCAGCGGCACCACCUCGGGCGAGAUUCUGAUCGGCUGCAAGCAGCACCCCGCUAACAUCCGCAAGAUCGUCAGUUACGUUACGCAGGAGGAUUCGCUCCUGACUUGCUACACCGUGCGCGAGACGCUGCGCUACGCCUCGCGGCUCGCUGCGAUCCCCUCGAAGGCCAGAGAGGAGGCAAUCCAAUAG